This is a messenger RNA of Fusarium musae, 1251 nucleotides long. RefSeq lists its product as uncharacterized. Gene Ontology annotation, cellular component: nucleus; cytoplasm. Bases 1 to 1251 code for a protein of 416 amino acids. Gene Ontology annotation, biological process: translational elongation. Lineage: Eukaryota; Fungi; Ascomycota; Sordariomycetes; Hypocreales; Nectriaceae. The record is from RefSeq and is a predicted model, not a curated record. The transcript is spliced from 4 exons. Gene Ontology annotation, molecular function: translation elongation factor activity.
AUGGCUUUCGGAACUCUCUUCACCCGCGAGAACAACUGCCGUUCUACCGCCAUCCGCGCGGUCGCUAAGGCCAACGACAUCGAGCUCAACAUCGUUGAGGCCGAGAAGGGCAACGCUACCGUUGAGCACCUCAAGGCCAACGGUCUCGGCAAGAUCCCUGCCUUCAUUGGCGAGGAUGGUUUCGCUCUCUCUGAGUGCAUUGCCAUUGCCAUCUACAUCACCUCCCAGAACGAGAAGACUACUCUUCUCGGCAAGACCAAGCAGGACUAUGCUUCUAUCCUGAAGUGGAUGUCCUUCUUCAACUCCGAGAUCCUUCCCAGCCUCAUCGCUUGGUUCGGUCCCCUCAAGGGCGACGCUCCCUACAACAAGAAGAACGUCGAUGAUGCCUCCAAGGCUUCCCUGAAGGCUUUCUCCGUUGUCGAGGAGCACCUCAUCCGCAACACCUUCCUUGUUGGCGAGCGCAUCACCCUUGCCGACCUCUUCGCUGCUGGCAUCGCCGUCCGUGGCUUCCAGUACUUCUUCGACAAGCAGUGGCGUGAGGAGAACCCCGCCGUCACUCGAUGGUUCGAGACUGUCCGCGCUCAGCCCAUCUUCGCCGAGGUUGCUGAGAAGGUUGAGCUCCUCGAGACUCCCGCUCUUACCAACACUCCCCCCAAGAAGCCUGAGCAGCCCAAGAAGGAGGCCAAGAAGGAGGUCAAGAAGGAGGCCGCCCCCGCCGCUGAGGCUGCUCCCGCUGCUGAGGAGGCUCCUGCUGCCCCCAAGGCCAAGCACCCUCUCGAGGCUCUCGGUCGCCCCUCUUUCCCUCUCGAUGAGUGGAAGCGCCAGUACUCCAACAUCAAGGACCACAACGAGGCCAUGAAGUACUUCUGGGAGAACCUGAACUUCGAGGAGUACUCCAUCUGGAAGGUUGACUACAAGUACAACGAGGAGCUUACCCUCACCUUCAUGUCAAACAAUCUGAUUGGUGGCUUCAACAACCGUCUUGAGGGUUCCCGCAAGUACAUCUUCGGAUGUGCUGCCGUCUACGGCGAGAACAACGACUCCGUCAUCCAGGGUGCUUUCGUCAUCCGAGGCCAGGAGCACGUUCCCGCCUUCGAUGUCGCCCCCGAUUGGGAGAGCUACAACUUCGAGAAGCUCGACCCCUCCAACCCCGAGCACCGGCAGUUCGUCUCGGAUGCCUGGGGCUGGGAGAAGCCCAUCACCGUCAACGGCAAGGAGUACAAGCUUGCUGACGGCAAGGUCUUCAAAUAA